AUGUCGAUGGUUGACAAGAUUAAAAUAGGAUAUGACGUCGUCUUGAGAUCUGAGCUGGACGAAAUUCGCGAUGUGGAACAAGAGAUCGGUAGAACCAGAUCUGUCCAUGACCAAGAAAGAGAAGAACUGAACAAUCCUAUCACGGAGCUCCCACGCGAGUUCAGAGAACAACAAGAGGAAACCCGGAACUGGGUGCAGCAGCAGAUUGAUAAUGCACUGAACAAGGGAAAAGAACGGGACCUCAAGAUGAAAAAUGAAGCACAAAAACAACACAAGUUACUUCUCAAGGAGAUCUCUAAUACAAAGCAACAAAUUGUCGAUCUGGCGAAGCAGAUAAAGGAGCACAGUCGGGAAAGCGGGAAGAAAGCCCCGACAGACCCGGUCCCUCGCACUCUUCCUGCCGAGGCGAAACAGAACAACCCAAAAGAAGGACAUACAAAUAAAACAUCAUCAGAACUAGUGGACGACGAUGACGUACUGGAACUGGUGGAUGAAUUCGAAAACGAAGGGGAAGGGGAAGCUCAAUCACAGAUUAGAAAGGAACGCGAUGCUUCAAACCGCUGCAGAUGGCCAAACGAAAUACUAUUAGAUCGUGAAGCACUCGAAGAAGUUAAUGAAGAACAACUAAAACUUCUAGAAGACUAUAAAAAUACUCUCAACAACAAACAACUGGAAAUACAAGAAGAAAAGAAACUUGAAAGAUACGAUUUGGAAGAUGAAAUGAGACAUGCACUUUGCGCGUUGAGAAACGCGUGCGAAAAUGUGCUACAAACGCCAAAGACACACGAUGAUGAGGAAUUGAAAAAGUGCGACGCGCAGAAGACGGACAAGGGACCUCCCGUCGACACAAUGGAAACACAGUCCUUAAGCACGGAAAUGUACACUUACCAAGAGAAAAGCAAUGAAGAGAAAACUGAAACGAUUGCGGGGGAGCUUCGCAACUAG
Molecule: messenger RNA, 945 nt
Organism: Cylicocyclus nassatus
Lineage: Eukaryota; Metazoa; Nematoda; Chromadorea; Rhabditida; Strongylidae
Source: the annotation of a GenBank genome assembly